Protopolystoma xenopodis is the source of this 798-nucleotide messenger RNA. The record is from the annotation of a GenBank genome assembly. NCBI's taxonomy places the organism in Eukaryota, Metazoa, Platyhelminthes, Monogenea, Polystomatidea, Polystomatidae.
AUGAUAGCACGAGGCGAUAUAUUUGGUCCCGAGCAGGUUUGUUUUUUGGCUUCAAUAUGCCAGCCUGUUGUUCUAAAACUUUUAGAAAUAACUCCUGCACUCAAUUUACUAGAUGGAAUCGAUCUUGAGCUUCAGGAUUGCGCCUUCCCUCUUCUUGCUGGUCUUGUAAAGACUGAUGAUCCUUUAGUGGCCUUUAAGGAUGCCGAUUGCGCCAUUCUAGUUGGUGCGAUGCCAAGAAAAGAGGGAAUGGAGAGGAAAGAUUUAUUAAAGGCUAACGUAAAAAUAUUUAAAGAACAAGGAAUUGCUCUAGACAAGGUAGCGAAGAAGACUGUCAAAGUCCUUGUUGUGGGAAAUCCUGCCAAUACGAAUUGCCUUAUUUGUUCGCAUUUCGCACCUUCGAUUCCGAAGGAGAAUUUCAGCGCUCUUACUCGCUUAGAUCAUAACAGAGCUUUAGCCCAGGUUUCUCGCAAGUUGAAUAUCCCUAUAACUGACGUUCGUAAUGUUAUUAUUUGGGGAAAUCACAGUGUUACCCAGUUUCCUGACGUUGCGCAUGCUACUGUGAAAAUUGGUCAUUUAGAUGAAGGUGCAGUUAAGGCUAUAGCUGAUGACAACUGGAUUAAGAAGGAAUUCUUGAUUACGGUGCAGAAGCGAGGCGGUGUUGUUCUGGCUGCUCGGAAGUCUAGUAGCGCAAUGUCUGCAGCUAAAGCUGCCGUAGAUCAUAUGCGUAGUUGGUGGUCUGGAACUCCUGAGGUAAUUUGGUCCUAUAUAAUUGUUCUCUAUUUUACGACCUCGAAUUAA